UCUUUCCUGGGGAGGACACAGCCGUCCAUGAGCACCGUCCCGUCGUGUGAGCUGUCCCACCGUGUCUCUGUAACUGCCGCCAGGUCAUGAUCUCCUGCCCGAACACACGUUUCUGCCUCCUCCUGCUUGCUCCCCACGCUGUGCCUUGGUGUGCAGGCACUUCAGAGAGCGAGCUGCGCACACCGAUUUCACCCAGGGGGACGGGCGGCCUCCCGGUCUUCAUCAACUCUGGGGUGCAGCCCCACAGGUGCCAGCCCAGCUACCACCCCCCCGCUUCGCAUCCAGUGCGGAACUCGUGGAGAAUGAAACACAAUCCUGAGCCCGCGCAGGGGAAGCGGAGGGGACGCGUGAGGGGACGUGCAGAGAUCGCUCACCCGUGUCCCGCCCGCCCCGGGCUGCAGCGGGACCCACGCGCGCGGCCGCUACGCGCGUUCCCGCCUCGGCCGCGCGGACACGCGCGGGGACCGGCCGCCUGGCGCCGGGGGGCGCCCGCCGCCCAACAGCGCCCCCUGGCGGCCGGGGCGCGCAGGGCCGGGGCGCAGGCGCCGUUGCGCUGGAGGCGCGUCCGGGCCCGGUGGCGAUGGCGGCGGCCAAGGGGGACGGGGCGGUGGGGGAGCUGGAGCUGCAGGCGGCCAUCGGCUUCAACGGACAUGUUCCCUGUGGCCUCAUCUGCCACCCCGACAGGGAGCACAUCCUGUACCCCCUGGGCUGUACGGUGGUGAUUCAGCACCUGGACACUAAGAAACAGAGUUUCUUGCAUGGCCACACCGAUAACGUGUCCUGCGUUGCCGUGUCCAGGGAUGGGAUGUACGUCGCUUCAGGACAAGUCACCUGCAUUGGAUUCAAGGUGGGUAAUGCUCUGAUUUUGUGAAAAAUGCAGUUGCGAUUUGUGCUAAGAUGUUUAAUGUUUACAGAUAUAACUAAAUGAGGCACGGGCUCUGAACCUGGAAAAAGGCGGUUAAGUUCUAUGUAAAAAGUUAUGAAACUUGCUUAUGAUGCUAUAUUGACAGAGGGAACUAACAUUUUAAGGGUUAACUAAACUUAUAAUGGGUGCCUACUAACGAACUAACACUUUAAGGCUUAGUCACACAAUAAAUGCUUAGUUUAG
Molecule: messenger RNA, 1108 nt
Organism: Columba livia (rock pigeon)
Lineage: Eukaryota; Metazoa; Chordata; Aves; Columbiformes; Columbidae
Product: cilia- and flagella-associated protein 52-like
Exons: 2
Coding region: 581-871 (96 amino acids)
Molecular function (GO): protein binding
Source: RefSeq, a predicted model, not a curated record